AUGGCGAUUGAACACCGACAUCAAAUUUCAAUUGAAGAUUUCAACUUACUGACCCUCUUGACUAUAAAAUUGAUUAUUUUUUAUUUAUUUAAAUAAAAAAAAAUUAAUAAUUAUUUUUAAUAAAAUUGAUUAAGUGUAAUCGGAAAAGGAUCUUACGGCAAAGUUCUUCUUGUCCGUAAGCGGGACACACAACAAGUCUAUGCAAUGAAAAUUCUAAAAAAGAAACACUUGGCUGCCAAAAAUCAAAUCGAACACACAAGAACUGAGAGAAGUAUUUUGGAAAGGAUAAGGCACCCAUAUAUUGUUAAGCUUUGUUAUGCCUUUCAAAAUGCCCAAAAACUUUAUUUUGUGCUUGACUAUUGCCCAGGCGGUGAACUUUUUUUUCAUUUAAAUCAUGCUAACUCUUCCUCUGGCAGACAAAAAAACCAUUGAAAAAUCCCUGUUUUUUGGGUAAAUAACCUAAGCAAACAAAAAAUUUUUGACAAUUAUUAUAUAAAAUCUCGAGCUAACUCUGUAGAAUUUGCAUUCUAAAACAUAAUUUUUACAAAUUAAACAAAAUUUUUUGUUCAAUCACGGAGAAAAGUGGGGUUAAGCGAUUUGAUGAAGAGCGGGCAAGAUUUUACGCAGGUUGCAUAAUUCUUGCUCUCGAACACUUACACAAGAAUGACAUUGUAUAUAGAGAGUAAUUUCUAUUUAGUUUAAAGCCUGAAAAUGUACUGAUAGAUGCCGAAGGGUUUGCAAAGAUAACAGACUUCGGACUUUCUAACUCCCCCCCUCCGUGAGUGAACAAAAAAAUUUUUUUCACUCACGGAGACGGGCUAAUUAUUUUUUUAAAACAAUUUAUAUAAAUUUUAUAGAAAAUAUUUUUUUUUGUUGGAAAUUUAAAAAAAUCCUAAUUCGCAAAUUUAAUUUAUAAAAUUUAUGUUUUAAAAAGCAUUUUAUUAAAAAUUAAACAGAAUUAGCUCGACUUUUCAUUGUACCAAUUAUCACUUAUAUAUCAAAUUUUUUUUCCAUUAAAAAACAUUUUUGUUCAAUCACGGGGAGAGUAAAAGAAAAUAUCGUGGACAACACAUCAGCUAGAACUUUUUGUGGGACUCCAGAGUACUUGGCUCCAGAAAUUUUAUUGAGGCAAGGGCACGGCCAAGCUGUAGAUUGGUGAAGCUUGGGUUGCAUUAUUUAUGAAAUGCUGACCGGGCUGCCUCCUUUUUAUAUGAAUCAUCGACCCGAAAUGAGAAGAAAAAUUUUAUCUGAAGAAAUUAAGUACAGUCCCACUAUGUCUGCAGAAGUAAAAGAUCUUUUGCAAGGAUUAUUGCAAAAAGAUCCAGAACAAAGACUUGGGUCAGGAGAUUUAGGCGCUGAUGAGAUUAAAACUCAUCCAUGGUUUACAACUUUGGAUUGGUUCCUUUUAGAAAACAAAUUAAUUCAACCGCCCUUUGUGCCAAAUGUAUGUGGGCCUGCAGAUAUAUACAAUCCUGUAUGAAAAACAAUAUUUUUUGGGGAAAGUAAUAUAUGGUUUAAUAAAUUUGUAAUAGUAUAAAAUAUUUCAGCAGAGAAUUCACGAAUUCCCCAGCGAGGGAUAGUGUUUGUUUUGAUUCAACUGCCCAAACUGGAGCGUGUAGUCCAACUUAUGAUGGAUUUUCGUUCACAGCAAGUCCUCCAAGCCAGAACCCUUUAAUGCAAAUUGAAGAAAACUCAAACUCUGAUGAAUAUAUAUUCCAAAUGAGCUAA
This is a messenger RNA of Blepharisma stoltei, 1728 nucleotides long. Lineage: Eukaryota; Ciliophora; Heterotrichea; Heterotrichida; Blepharismidae. The record is from the annotation of a GenBank genome assembly.